Gastrolobium bilobum is the source of this 345-nucleotide messenger RNA. Its product is annotated as thioredoxin H-type-like. The transcript is spliced from 4 exons. The record is from RefSeq and is a predicted model, not a curated record. NCBI's taxonomy places the organism in Eukaryota, Viridiplantae, Streptophyta, Magnoliopsida, Fabales, Fabaceae. Bases 1 to 345 code for a protein of 114 amino acids.
AUGUCUGCAGAUCGUGAUGUUGGCGGCGUUCCAAGCGAGAGACGCAAGUUUAUCACCCCCAAAGGCUUGGUGGUGGUAGAUUUUACUGCUUCGUGGUGUAGUCCAUGCCGUUUCAUUGCCCCAAUUCUGGCAGAGCUUGCUAAAAAGACACCCGAAGUUCUCUUCCUCAAGGUGGAUGUGGAAGAACUGAAGACUGUUGCUGAGGAAUGGGCCAUUGAGGCUAUGCCAACCUUUCUGUUCUUGAAAGAAGGCAAGCUAGUGGACAAGGUUGUGGGUGCUAAGAAGGAAGAGUUGCAACUGACAAUAGCAAAGCAUGCAACUAAUGCUAGUGCUGCUGCUUCCUGA